Molecule: messenger RNA, 309 nt
Organism: Mesocestoides corti
Lineage: Eukaryota; Metazoa; Platyhelminthes; Cestoda; Cyclophyllidea; Mesocestoididae
Source: the annotation of a GenBank genome assembly
AUGGUGUGCGAAAAAUGCGAGAAGAAGUUGGUGAAGAUCGCGACCCCGGAUCCGUGGAAGGCGGGCUCGCGCGGUGUGAUUAAGGGCCCCGGGGCCUCACGACGACUGGACAAUAACAAAUUGCUUUCAGCCUCGAAGGGGCGCUACAAUCCCUACUCCAAGUCCUUCCGCAGGUGCCGAAUAUGCGGCCAAAGUGUCCACCACCCGGAGGCCCAUUACUGCCAGUCGUGCGCGUUCAAAAAGGGCAUCUGCGCCAUGUGUGGCGUCCGACUUGUCAACACCUCCAACUACAACCAGUGCGCUGUGUAA